Ziziphus jujuba (common jujube) is the source of this 777-nucleotide messenger RNA. RefSeq lists its product as uncharacterized. The transcript has a single exon. The record is from RefSeq and is a predicted model, not a curated record. NCBI's taxonomy places the organism in Eukaryota, Viridiplantae, Streptophyta, Magnoliopsida, Rosales, Rhamnaceae. The coding region runs from base 1 to 777 and encodes 258 amino acids.
AUGGACAACCAGCAGAGGAAUCUAAACGCCCUACAACAUUCCCUGAGGACACUCACACUGAAACCUAAAAGGGACAAUGAAGAAAACAAAUCAGAGAGAACCCUGGUGGGAAGAAUGCUCACCACAAGAAGAUUCACAAGAUUCAAACUCAUAGAAACUACCAACAAAAGCUGGCACCUGGCCACCAAGAUCAAGGUGGUUAAGGUGGAUGAAAAUUUAUUCACUUUCCUCCUCGGUUCAAAAGAGAAAAAUGAUUGCAUUUUCAGGAACCGGCCUUGGUCUUUCAAUGGGGCACACCUGAUCUUGAAAGAGUGGCCAGCAAACAGAUCCCUGAAAGAAAUUUCCUUUGACGCUACUACCUUCUCAAUCCAGAUACACGGGCUACCCCCACUCUACCUCCAUGAAGAAAUAGCUUUCCAAAUAGGAAGCAUGUUAGGCAACAUUCAGCAAGACUCAAUCUCAAAAAUUUGUGUUGUCGGACAACGUUUCCUAAAGUUCAGGAUUGAUCUAAGUUCUCUCAAUCCGUUACCACCAGGCUUCUUCCAAGACAGGGAAGAUGGGAAAGAAAGAUGGAUCCAAUUUAAAUACGAGAAGUUAUCAGAUUUCUAUUACAAAUGUGGGAAAAUUGAUCAUGUGAUUGGUAUCUACAAGUUUGAGCAGCCUGCAACCAUCACCUCCACAAACGGCGUAACAGCCAAACUCUAUGGUCCUUGGCUCUGGGCGAAGCAUGACGGCAGUCUCUGGUUCAUCAACCCGUUGGAAAAUGAUGAUCUUUAG